Molecule: messenger RNA, 5515 nt
Organism: Pelobates cultripes (western spadefoot toad)
Lineage: Eukaryota; Metazoa; Chordata; Amphibia; Anura; Pelobatidae
Source: the annotation of a GenBank genome assembly
GUUUUUGAAAAGCUUGUCUGGAAAUAUCAAAUGGAUGGCUCCUUUCACAUUUUAGCAACAUAUCUUGGAUUUAGUCAUCCGUUUCUAUUGUUACUCUCUCAAGCUUUAGGUGUAAUGUACAUAAUAUUUAACAACUCUGAUCGAACCCUUCAGAAACCUGAAAAGAUGUUAAUGAUGACGUUGUAUCAUUGCAGACCAAGCUUCAAAAUGAAUAUGGAGAGUCCUUUCUGGCUGCUCUAGAGAGACUUUUAUGGGAGCUUUUGCAUAGAAUGCAGUCAAUUCUCAAUCACAAGGUAACAUGUAAUAGAGUUUGGGUUGAAGUGGAAGCAGCGAUGGUACAGAAACUUUAUUUAAAGAGGGACGGUCAUAUAGAUAUUAGUAUUAUUAUUAUUAUUAAGAUUAUUAUUAUUAUGAUAUUUAUAGAGCGCCGUCAAAUUCCGCAGCGCUUUACAAUGGGUGGACGAACAGACAUGUAGUUGUAACCAGACAAGUUGGACACACAGGAACAGAGGGGUUGAGGGCCCUGCUCAAUGAGCUUACAUGCUAGAGGGAGUGGGGUAAAAUGACACAAAAAGGUAAGGAUAGUAUUAGACUAGUGACAGUUGCAGAAGAGGAAUCAGUUAGGAGCUAUUAACAGUUUAAUUGAUACGCUUUUAUGAAGAAGAAGUGGGUUUUAAACGAUUUUUUUGAAGGAGUGGAGACUGGGUGAGCAUCUGACAGAGGAGGGAAGCGAGUUCCACAGGAAUGGUGCAGCCCUCGAGAAAUCUGACUUGAUCUUAAAGAAAAUACUUUGGAAAUAAAUUCGGGGGUCAAAUUAAUACCACAAAAGAACAUUUUAAAGUCUGCCGAAUUUUUCUUGCAAAGUAGGCUGGUUCAGUAAUUUAUAGUGUUGGGCCGCUAGACUAUCUUAAUUGCGAUAUAGGUAACAUUUGUAAGUACUUUAAAAAUGAAUUUGAUUAAGUUUGAGUAGUUGGUAAUUGAUUAACUAUUCAUAUAUUUUAGGUAUCAAAUUUAGAUAAAACUGUUACAGAGUCCCCAGAAAACCAGAUUGUCUCUCUUGAGCCAUCGCAUCAGCUGCAACAAAGACCACACUCUCACCAUCGAGAUGCUCCAGGUAAUUUAGUGAAUCGUAUAAAAUGAAGAAAACAUUGAUUCUUUGUCACUUCUUAACCUUUAUAAAAAAAAAUUCGAAAGAUGACUAUUAAAAUGAUGCUGCAAACCUCCUAUUGGUAAGCAUAGAUUGUCAUGGUGUUUGGCAAGGUGUCCAUCUACAAAUCCUAGGCCAUCAUGAAAUGUCCUAUUUAUAUCCUAUCUAUCAUGUGACCAUUAGACAAGCUGACAUGUUGAGUCCAGUGUUGCUGCCAGUAAUACAUUGUAACGUAUAAAGGUCUUGGAACGAGACGUGCUCUCUGCCUCCACUGUAAAUGGUGCACUUCAUAGUGUCUGCAUGGUGAGAGACUUAGAAUCAUUUCUCUGUGCUGCUGACACUUACGCGUGCAUCACAAGUGUGGCUCGUGCCAUGGUGUGUUUUGACAUCACUAAAUACCCACAAUGCAUCUUGCAACAUUUUCAGGUUCUUAGAACUCAGGCACACACUAAGCAUUGUGGGAUUUUUUGAUUGGCAGUGUGGGAGCGUAAAUCCUUUAAUCCACGUCACUGCACGCGUAUCCGGUAAGUAUUUCCUUUAAUCCACAUAAUUGUCUAUUAAGCAAACUGAUUAACAUAUUAGCAGUUUCUAGAGAGGGGCUCUUUUCCAGGCUUGGUUAAAAAUGGGUCCAUGUUAAAGGACCACUAUAGGCACACAGACCACUUCAGCUUAAUGAGGUGGUCUGGGUGCCUGGUCCAGCUAGGGUUAACCCUUUUUUCUAUAAACAUAGCAGUUUCAGAGAAACUGCUAUGUUUAUAAAAGGGUUAAUCCUGCCUCUAGUGGCUGUCUCAUUGACAGCCGCUAGAGGGCUUCCGCGUUUCUCACUGGGAAAAUCACAGUGAGAAGACGCCAGCGUCCAUAGGAAAGCAUUGUGAAUGGGUGGUGGGCGUCCAUAGGAAAGCAUUGUGAAUGGGUGGGGGCACCCUCAGGGCACUAUAGUGGUCCUUUAAUAUCCUUCAAUCUGUUAUAGACAGCUGAGAUUGAAAAUGCUCCAUCUUCCCCUGAUUUUUUUUUAAUUUUAUUUUAUUUUUUCAAGAUGAAGGGUUAUUGUUUAACAGUAAAAACAUGCUGGUUUUACAAGCUGCUUCUUGCAGAGAUGUUACAAUGACCGGGGUAAAUAUUAAACAUCCAGCAUAUUGUACUAAUACGGACACACGCUCUUUACCCAAUUCUAGUAAACUGUAAUAUGAAUUGCAAAGUUCAGGCAAAAUAGCGCAGUUCUAACAAUUCUUCUACUUUGUUAUAGCGACCGCUUAGCUAUUUAAUCUGAUAUUUUCAGAUCAUUGUUUUUAGUAAAUUAACCCCAAAGCUGAUAAAGAUGUCUUCUGCCAAGUUGAUAGGAACGCCUUUGAGGACAUUAUAUAGAAGUGAUGGGGAUUUAUUCACUAAGCUGUGCAUUGUAGUCAGUAAUAAAACCAAACUGCAGAGUUGACCAGAUGGAAAUGAUCUCCAACAUAAUGGAGGUUUUGUUUUCUUAUAUUUUGCAAUCCUCAACUUGCCACAGUACUCUGUAACGUAAUCCAUCGUCUGAGCAAAAUGAGGGAUUUGGAAUGACAUCACGUUGAACAGGAUGUGAGAAAAAGAAUGUGUGCAAAUUAUAUAUCGUUUUCUAACUCGAACAAAAUAAAAAAACAAAGCUUGUGAAAUCCAAAUUAAAGUGUAAUUUAAGGAACUUGAAAAGCUAUUAUUUUUCCUUUCUAUUUUUAGAUACAUCAAGCACUCCUUACCAUACUUGUACUGAAGACCCAGCAGGAAGAGAUCAGCAUGGAGACUCUUUAUCUUACAAAAGCAGUGCCUGCUCUGCAGGAGAACAGAAACUGGAUAAGACUUUACAAGCUCUGCAUGAAACAAGUCAGGAGUUCACAGAUCCCAAACUAGCCAGCGACUGCAGACUUAGCAGGGUCUCUGUGCAGAAUGUUGCCAACUCUCAGAAGUUUUUAGAUGAAACGUUAAUUGAGCAGGAGCCAGACCCCAAUAUCCCUAUUUUCCAUUCUGAGUACCCAAAUGCAAAGCAUCCUGUUUUUGACAUUUUUGGGUGGGACAUUAGUGAAGCUUUGGAGGUAAACCAUCUAAAUAAACUUUCACCACCAAACCCUUUGCAGUCACAGGAAUUUGACGAUGUUUUGUUGGGUAAACAGGUUCUGCCAAGCUUGUCCAGGGAUGUCACAAGGAGCACUUCACCAUCAGUGGGCUGUGACGUGCUGGAACUGCCAGGAACCCAUGAGAAAAGCAGGCUGGCACGUGCUACAGAACAGGAGCCAGAUGUCUUGCAGGCCAAUGAAAUGCUGCAUCGUUGGCAAAGUGCUCCCCUCAGAGAUGUUCCACAUCAGUCACUGUGCUGUGUAGGGCAGAACUCCCAUAAACUGGGUCCUCACACUAGGGGCGUAGCAGGGAGGACUACAUUGUUCAACUGUUCUGUGCCACUGCCAGUGUCCUUUAAAUACCAACCAAUGGUGAUCCUGACGCAAUUACCAGUGGAGAACGUUAGCACACCUAACAAGUGCACAGAACAGGAAAAUGCCAAAUCUUCAGCAAGUGAGAUGGUGCCACCUACAGAUGACACUGAGCUUUCAUACGCCACAACUUGGAGGGAUUCUGAAAGCUGGAUGGACACGUGCUCUGGUGACUGUGGCAGUGAUCCUGAUUAUGUACCGGGUUGCUUUUAAAGAGAGCUGUUCAUUGUGUUGGGGUGUGUGUGUAUUCCUGAGCCAAUCACUGUUUUGGGACAUUACCUACCUCUAUGAAUCAAAGACUGAGUAUUGUCUGUAUAUAAUGUAUCUUUUUAUCUUUGGAAUAUAAGCUCCCAGUUCUCUGCUGACCAUCAGCUAAUUGAUAAUGAUGGCAAAUACUUGGGCUGUAUACAAGCAUUCUGCUUUAUUCUCGGAUCACCAUUUUCAAAGCCAUAUUGUGAUAACACAGCGUUGUGCCCCCUGCUCCUGUGGCCGAUACAUGGCUCAGAAUAUUCCUAUCAUGAAUUGCUCUAUGUGCAAUGUGAUGUAGUCAAUAUGGUGUCGCAACCACUGGGGAAUUAAUUAUUUUCUUACAGCAGCGAGGUUGGACAUUCUGUUCCCGUUGUGUUUACACUAAACUUAAUAUUCAUUCCAGGAGAGCUGAACAUACACUCAUUCCCUGAAGCUCAUAAAAAGAAGAGACCGGCAUUUGCUGAAACAGGCAAACACUAUUGGACAUAUUUUGCAAACAUGCAUAUACACACUAAACUGUGAAUUGAGGAGAAGUUACCAGGGAAUAGUCAAUUUUCAGCCAAAAUAGCCCUAUUUGAAAACUCCUGGGGUUGGCAACCUAUAGCAUGUGAGGCUGCCAGAUUCAAUUGGGCCAGAUGGUGAGAUCAGAGGAGCCAUCCCAGGGUGCUCCAGCACACGGAGUAUAAGGGAUCCUGUGUUCUGCACAUCCAGUGGGUCCAUAUGCAACCGAUUCACGAUCUGCCUCUUCCCGGUGAUUCAGAGCAUUGCUGCGUUUUCCCAUGAUUAUGCUCUGACUCGCUGGUAACAUGUCAAAUUAGAGACAGAGGGAGGGGAGGUCUGCACCCGUGGAAGGUGCAGACUGCAAGUUACACCACUUGGCCACCAGGGAUUUUGAAGAUUCACGCCCCUCUCUCUGGGCAAAGUAAGGCAAGAGGUAGUGGUUAAUUACUUUAUUGUCGCAAACACAUACACAACCACAACACAUACACAACCCAUACGCCCAAAAUACCACUAACAGACCACAUUCACACACAAAACCUACAAGCAAACCCCUCCACAUAAAUGAACACAAACGGCUCACAUGCAAUACUACAUACAGCCCAUAUGUGCACUUGCAUAACACCACAAACAUCCCACACCUAUGCAUAAAACCGACCCACAUAUCUCACAAAGCACCCAUAAAUAACACCAGCUAAAUUUCUUCACAUACCCUAUGGGUCUUCAAAGUUUUACUUUGCCACAGCACCACCAAAAGGUUGCCUACCCCUGCUCUGUUUAAUCUUUCAUCACAAUACAGCUGUUUUUGAUAAUUGGCAAUUCAUAUCUCCCAAAUUCUGUUUCGAGAAUACCUCGAUUAGCGCACAAGAUGUAACUGCCAAAUAAUUUUGUCUUAGCCUGGACUCUUUGACCGCAAGAAUGUCAUAGUUAUACAUAAUAUAAUAUUUGUAGCAUUGAAGUUACAUGAAAAAUCUAGGUAUUAUAAAAAUAACUGUAUGUGUUUGUAUGAUGAUACAAUGCUGAAUUACAAUUAUUUUUACAUUUUUUUUUUUAUUCAUUGUCAUUUUUCUUUUCUCCUAACAAUGUUUAAAAGAGAACAUGAGCAUGGGUUAGAACAAAAAAAAAAAGGUGCAAGAAAACACCAAACCUCCUGUACAAUGACAGCUAC